AUGUGGAGUGUUAUGAAUCGCCGUGUGUUCUUUAGGAAACUUGAUCGGAAACUUAUUGCUCGUUGCUCGUCCACAAACGGUUCAUAUGGACUAGAUAAAAUAAAACCAUUACCCGUUCCAGAUAUAGUGAGGAAACCACGUCGCUUACCGUUUUUGAAAUCAAUAUACGCCGGUCAGUAUGAUAUCGAAGUCCUUACAUAUCCAGAAACACUUAAUCUGGAAAGGUUUAAAGACCUGGAAUCCCGAGUGCAACAAGUCCAGAACAAUUGUACGAAAAUCGACACUGUUCGUCAACUAGGACUGUUUGGCAUGAGUGCUCCAUACCCAAGCUCGGGCCUCAACUUAUCCGACACCGAAAUAGCACGUAUAUUUGAACACUUUGAUUCCAACACGUUUAAGUCCGUAUUUGAUCACACGCUGUGCGUUGACAUAAUCAAAACUUUUGGUACUCCUAGUCAAAAAUCAAAAUAUUUACCAUUGCUCGCUUCGGGUGCCGUAUGCACAUUACACGUCGAUACUGUAACAAGUAAACUACUGCCCAACGAGAGCUGGGAACUCACAGGCUCUGUGAAAAAUUCUGCAGAUGUUUUCUUGUUAUUUGUCAUUGGAAGUAAAGCCUACAUAGUCGAAAAGGAUAAAACUUUUGUCAACGGGGAAAAUUUAGAAUUGAGACAGGUAAUUGUUGCUCCAGAUGAUGUAAUGGAAAAUGUUGAUUUAACAAAAAUAAUGUAUAGAGGUAAAUUAUACACGUGUUCUGUAUUAACUACGUCUUUGAAGAGAGUUGUUCAAGCAACUGUUCAGAAUUUAAUACCAAAAACUAGGUUAAGUUUAAAAUUGAGAGAAUGUGAUUCUGUUCUGAAGAUAAUAUCAAAAUCGUUAAUAAACAUCUAUACACUUGAAAGUAUGAUAUAUCUGACCACGUGGAUGACUGAUGGAUUUGAUGAUCCAGACAUAGAGCUAGAGUCGGCCUCCAUACAGCUAUUUGCUCGUCAAACAGUUGACAGUAUAUUGAUAGAUUUAAAAAUGGUAAAUGGAAGAAGUUCAAUAAAUCAAAAGUUUUCGACUUUAUGCAAUGAGGUGGAAGAUUUAGUUGAGAGUUUGGAAGGAACUAUGAAACUAGCUAAUUUUAUUAGUAGUCGAGGUGUGGAGUUUUUCAAUAAAUCUGAUUAUGAAGAAGAUGUGUCAUUUCUGACUACAGCUUAUAGAAAUUUAAUGAUGAAAAGAAAUGAGCCUAGCUUAAAAUAUGGCCUUCAACAAUUCCUACAUCCUGCACUCAAGCAUGCUGCAAAUUUUCUCGAGUAUGAUGUAUUGAAAUUUCAAUUUAUAAUUAACCAAUGCCAUGCUGCCGGUCAACUGAGUACCGAUAAUCAAAUGCUUAUGGAAAGGUUGUCAACAGUAAUCGUAUACAUUUAUGCCAUGACAGCAGUUCUUGGUAGAGCAUCUAGAUCGUAUUGCACUGGAAUCCGGUUUUGUGAUUAUGAAAUGAAUACUGGAGAAACAGUGGUUAGAGAAUCGUGUACUUUACUUAAACCAAUUUUAGAAGAACUGAUGAGUGGUAAAUAUGUUGCAACAGAUUCAGUCUACGAAUCAUUUGCGGACCAAUUAUUAUUUAAUAAUAUAAAUAGAGGACAAACAGAGACGUAA
Messenger RNA from Macrosiphum euphorbiae (potato aphid), 1644 nucleotides. NCBI's taxonomy places the organism in Eukaryota, Metazoa, Arthropoda, Insecta, Hemiptera, Aphididae. The record is from the annotation of a GenBank genome assembly.